GCGAUACUAGUGAGUAGCUGACGUCACCGGGUGCAAUAUGGGGUCCGUGCUGCGAGUGUAGCGUGACUUUGGUAAAGAGAGAGUAGAGGAGUAGAUUUAUAAGAUUUUUUAAAUCUAAUUUGCGUCUCUGGGUUCUGAGUUUGAGUAUAUCGACCUCUAAAGGGGCGCACACUGGUGUUAUUUAGACACCUUGCCAUUUUAGUCUGGAGCUCAACUCCGUAGCAUUAACAUUAGCCUCACCUUUGACAGACCGCGGUAGAACCCGUAGUGUGAGUUUAUACAGGAUUUUACGGUAACCACCAAGCGACUGGGGAGAAUUACAGAACUGAGAUUCUCAUUGGUUUGUAUGGUGUAUUUGCAUUAAAACUGGUUGUUAUCGUUGAUCAAACUUGGAAACAAGCAUUCUGUUCUAUUCUUCUCAUGUGUAGUGAUUAAUAAGGAAGUGUGCGAGUAAACUUUUCUACCGUCGAUUAAAUCAAACGCCUUGUGGUUACCGUAAAGCCUGGUGUAUAGUCGCACUGCCGCGGUUUUGACAGGCGCAUGCCUCUGCAUUGAGCGUCUGUCUGGCAAGUACACUUUGUCAUGUGUCUGUCAGGGCUUUGAGGGUUUAUUGUAUUUUAGCAAUAUAUUUUUAUAUUCUGCACAAUGACAGGGUUAAGCUGAAACUUUUGUACAUUUCAGAACAGCUUAGCCAAAGUGGUGUAGCAGCUGCCAGAUCUCGCUUCCGCACACUGUGUAAAGCCCCCGAGCGCCUUUUCAAACGACGUGUUAAGUUGAUUACGAGUAGUAUUUUUCUGUGUGUGUGUGUAUGCGCCAUAUUAACCAUGCUGCUGUCGCUGAUCGUGCACACGUACUCUCUGCGCUACUGCAUUCCGGCGGCGGUCAUGCUCGGCACUGCGCCGGUCUACCUGCUGUCCUGGGGCGCAUGGCGAGUCCUCUCCACUGUCCUACCGGCCAGACUGUACCACACCGUGGACGACCACAUCUACACCAUCUACCAGAGCAUGGUCCUGUUCUUCUUCGAAAAUUACACUGGGGUUGAGAUUAUUAUUUAUGGAGACAUACCAAAGAAGAAGGAGAAUGUCGUCUAUCUCUCCAACCAUCAAUCCACAGCGGAUUGGAUCGUUGCUGACAUGCUAGCAAUUCGCCAAAAUGCACUCGGCCAUGUAAGAUAUGUGUUAAAAGAUGGUCUGAAAUGGCUUCCAUUGUACGGCUGGUAUUUCUCUCAGCACGGCGGCAUAUACGUCAAGCGGAGCGCCAAGUUUGAUGAAAAGGCCAUGAGAAGGAAACUCCGCUCUCAGAUGGCUUUAGGAGCACCAACGUAUCUUGUCAUAUUCCCUGAGGGAACGCGCUACAACCCUGAAUUUAAGGAAGUGAUCAAGGCCAGUCAGGCUUUUGCUGCAAAAGAAGGGCUUUCUGUACUAAAACACAUUCUGACGCCAAGAAUGAAGGCAUCACAUGUAGCAAUAGAGUCCAUGAAGGAGCACCUGGACGCAGUUUACGAUGUCACAGUGGCUUACGAAGGCACGCUGACUGCAGACGGGAAAAGACGCUCUGCCCCUUCAAUGCCAGAGUUCCUUUGUAAAGAAUGCUCCAGGGUGCACAUCUACUUUGAGCGGCUGGACAUGAGGGAGAUUCCUCCAGAGCCAGGCUUUUUCCGCAGGUGGCUUCAUGAUAGAUUUGAGAUUAAGGAUAAGUUGCUGACUUCCUUCUAUGAGUCUGAGGAGCCCAACGAAAAAUGCAAGUUUCCAGGAGAAGGUCAAAGGUCAGCGCUCAGCCUCAAAAAGACGCUGCCUUCACUGCUGGUGUUGAGCGGCCUCACUUUGCCAGUGCUGUUAACCGAGUCAGGUAGAAAACUCUACGUGAAAACAUGGAUCUAUGGGACUCUUUUGGGAUGGCUGUGGGUUCAUAUACGACCAUGAGGUAAAAGAAACCACUGACUUCCUGCCAGCUCGCAUCAGCAUGAGGAGACUAGUGCUGGUUAGAUCCUUGUGUUUUCAGCCAGCCAUGCUGUCACAUCUUGGAGUGUUCUUUUCUGCCGUGUUAGGGCCGAGAGGUGUUUGCAGGAGGAUGACCACCAUCUCUCUUUAUUCACUGCAUCUUUUGUCUCGAAGUCUUUGUUUGGUUUUUACAUUCUCAGUGUCAUGUCCAUUACGUUGGUUAUCUUACUAUUCUGAGCUGGAAAUAAAAGAAGAGCAGAAUUUUAAAUGGGGUUGACAUGCUUAUACAAAGGUUGGAUAAGAUUUUUUUUUUUAUUGUGUUCAGCUUUCCAUACAAGUAUUCAUAUUAUUAUUAAUGCCGUUGGUUCUGAUUUUUUUUUUUGUUUGUUUUGUUUUGUUUUGUUUUUUUUUUUUUGUUUUUUUUUUUUUAAAAACACGUUUGUUAAAACUGCAUUCAUUUAUGAUCGGACUUGUUUGAGAUUUUGUAAUUUGUCGUUUUGCAUGACAUUUUGGUUUGUUUACAUAUCAAGUGUGCUUUAUUCCUUUAUUUUGAUUAGUAAAUUGGUUUGUUUGCUUUUUUUUUUUCCUUUGCACAAUUGAUUGUCUCAUACAAUUUUGCCAAACUUAAGGAUGUAGGAGCAAUAUAUUGUCACUAAAUACCUAUCUAAUAAAUAUAUAUGCAGUAAAAUGCAACAGAGAAGCAUUUCACUGUACUCUGCCUUUAACAUGCAAAAUUAACCCUGUUACCUCAGUCACUUUUCCAUUAUUCAGUUGUU
Messenger RNA from Pangasianodon hypophthalmus (striped catfish), 2716 nucleotides. RefSeq names its product 1-acylglycerol-3-phosphate O-acyltransferase 5 (lysophosphatidic acid acyltransferase, epsilon) (gene agpat5). Gene Ontology annotation, cellular component: endomembrane system; mitochondrion. The transcript is spliced from 8 exons. Gene Ontology annotation, molecular function: acyltransferase activity. Bases 825 to 1922 code for a protein of 365 amino acids. The record is from RefSeq and is a predicted model, not a curated record. Lineage: Eukaryota; Metazoa; Chordata; Actinopteri; Siluriformes; Pangasiidae.